UCUGUUGAAACAGGUAGUGUAACAGUAGAAGAGCAGAAUUAUCUUACGCAGGCGCACAAUCUUCUGCGUGGGAGUCAGAUGACAGCAUUGAAAUGGAGUAGAUACCUUCAACGAUGGGCGGAUUACGUUAUACGAUGUCAGGUUGAGUAUCCCGGUCCUAUAACCACAUACACAAACUUCGGAAAAAUUUCAAAUGGCGGCAAUAUCUAUAACAUCGUCUACAACUGGGGAAAUGAAGGAUAUAAUGUCAAUAAAAAACUUGAGACCGGUUGCAGAACACCUGCCGACAGAGAAAGAUGUAAUCAUAACGUUAUUGUGAGAAACGAGUUUCUGCGAGAGUAUGCCUGUGCUGCUAGAAAUUGUCAGAGUGGAAUAAGACAACUUACUUGCAUUUAUCGAUAGCUCUGGAAAAGACAAACAAAACUCUAAAGAAUCAAAAUAUAUAAUGUACUACCUUUUUACUCACAGAUAAUAUUCAGGGAUAUAUGACUGUUACAUUAUACUAGCAUUUCUUUGUAAACUAAACAGUGAUAUUCGCGACAUUAAUUUGUGACUAAUAAUGUAAGUCUUGUUAUUUAAUUCCAAAUUUGUUUUUCAAGUUUGUGUGUAUAUAUUGAAAGAAAAUUAUAAGCAUAAAUGUACCAAUGUAAAACAUAUUAUUUGAAAUUUGCGUUUUGAGAUGUUAAAAAUGUAUAGGUAUUAAUCUAAAAUGUUUUUUUAUUGUACAUGUAUGUGUGAACAAUUCGACGGUAUAUAAAUAAUUAUACUGACCAGUGCAAGAGUCCUUAAUGUAAUAGUAAUAUGAAAUCACCGGUAAAUACAUUUUUUUAAGCUAAACUAUCUUUUUAUUUCAGGCUGAUUGAAAUUUGUUCUGUACUUUUACUUAUCAAGAAAGUUUAAUUAAUGAUACAUUUAUAACAUAACUGAAUUGCUUUGCAAAUGAAAAGAAAUUUUAUUAGAGAUAACAACAAAUUUCUGAAAUACAUUUACAAAGUAAAUAGCAAAACAACCAAAAUAUCUGUUUUCUAGAUACAAAAUCUUACAAUAACAUAUAAUUUUACAAUAAUUAGUUAUUACAAAUAAGUUAAAUGAAGAUUCACUGAAAGUGAAAGUGUAGAUGAUUUGACUUUUGAUAUUAACGUAUUGAAAUGUUGUGUAAAAGAUCAAUCCUUCUUUAGUUUUAUAUAACCUUUAGUACAGAUCUCCUCGAAGAUCUUUCAAACGAAUGUGUGUGACUGUGUGAAAUUGCCAGAAAUAUACGAUACAUGUAUCUUAUUAUGUUAUAUGCUAAUCUGAAUUUUUUUUUUAAAUCCUGAUUUGCGAUUUUUAUACAUUGUGUAGGUGUAUAUACUAUAUUUAAAUAUUUAAAGGACAGUUGUGUAGUAUAACGAAGAUCAUAUAGAUUUGUAGAUAUUGAAAUACACGAUGCUUGAAAUAAAAAUUCUUAAAAUUA
This is a messenger RNA of Mytilus trossulus (common blue mussel), 1453 nucleotides long. RefSeq lists its product as uncharacterized. The transcript is spliced from 4 exons. The coding region runs from base 79 to 402 and encodes 107 amino acids. The record is from RefSeq and is a predicted model, not a curated record. Lineage: Eukaryota; Metazoa; Mollusca; Bivalvia; Mytilida; Mytilidae.